Acaulospora morrowiae is the source of this 804-nucleotide messenger RNA. Lineage: Eukaryota; Fungi; Glomeromycota; Glomeromycetes; Diversisporales; Acaulosporaceae. The record is from the annotation of a GenBank genome assembly.
AUGACCACUACGCACUUGGCGAAUACACCUUUUAAGACGGAAUAUGCCGUGAAAAUGGAAUGCGAAUCGUGUGUGGAAUCCGUCAGAAACGUCUUGGAAAAAAUUCCAGGCAUUCAUCGUUUUGACGUUGACCUUCAGGAUCAAAGAGUGGUGGUUGAAGGAACAGCACCACCUUCGUUAGUGUCAAGGCAUCUGAAAGAGACUGGAAAGACUGUAAUUGUUCGCGGACAAGGCACAAUUAAAGGUGAUCAUGCCGGAGCUUCUGUAUGCAUAUUGGAAAGUUACACGUACACCCCACUAGACAAAGACCAACCGAUGCCACAAAUUAGACCGCAGGGUCUCAUUCGUAUGGUACAAAUUGACGAUAAUAAUUGUCUUAUUGAUGUCACGGUACAAGGAAUCUCGCCCGGAUAUCAUGGAAUACAUAUUCAUGAGUUGGGUGACAUUUCUGAAGGACCUUCAAGCACCGGAGGUCAUUAUAACCCGGAGAACGCGGAACACGGAGAUAUUGAGAGGGGACAUGUCGGGGAUUUGGGUAACAUCUUCGUGGAUGAGAAAGGAUGGGGAGACCUUGUGGUGGAAAGUAGUCGCAUAAAGGUUUGGGAUGUCAUUGGGAGAUCAAUAGUUAUCUCUCACAGAGAAGAUGAUCUUGGCAAGGGAGAUAAUGUGCAAAGCAAGAUUGAUGGUAAUUCUGGACCGGGGAUAAUUGCGGGGAUAAUUGCACGUAGCGCCGGCGCAUUUGAAAAUAUGAAGAAGGUUUGCGCAUGUUCGGGUAAAACACUUUGGGAAGAAUCCCGGCUAUAA